AUGAUCCAGUCUCCGGAGGAAGCAGACGAUAACAUCACAUUCGAUAAAUUUUUGAACCUUCCUCCUGAACUCAGAGAGCGGAUCUACAACAUUCAUCUCGAGAGUCUGGAGCUGGGUGGUCUUGUGAACUUGUCGCCGCCGCCCAUUACCCGGACUUGUCAAGUGGUCCGCCAUGAGUCUCUCUACGCUUUCAGACAACGUAUGAUGCUCCGCAUGGCCGUGGGUCCAGGCAGCGUGCAGCUUUCACGACUGUCAGCACUGGACCUCCGCAUGACCCGGAGAGUCCUCUUCACCGCAUUCAAGGGGCAGACGAACGCUUUCGAUCCUCCUCAAGUCUUCCACCAGACACACUUCCUCCUCGACUGCGAAUGGUAA
Zymoseptoria tritici IPO323 is the source of this 375-nucleotide messenger RNA. RefSeq lists its product as uncharacterized. The record is from RefSeq and is a predicted model, not a curated record. Lineage: Eukaryota; Fungi; Ascomycota; Dothideomycetes; Mycosphaerellales; Mycosphaerellaceae. Bases 1 to 375 code for a protein of 124 amino acids. The transcript is spliced from 2 exons.